Molecule: messenger RNA, 3690 nt
Organism: Dama dama (fallow deer)
Lineage: Eukaryota; Metazoa; Chordata; Mammalia; Artiodactyla; Cervidae
Gene: SLC9C1
Product: solute carrier family 9 member C1
Exons: 28
Coding region: 1-3690 (1229 amino acids)
Biological process (GO): proton transmembrane transport
Cellular component (GO): membrane
Molecular function (GO): sodium:proton antiporter activity; monoatomic ion channel activity
Source: RefSeq, a predicted model, not a curated record
AUGGCUAAUCUUAGGUGUAUGGAGCAGAGCCGAGAGCGAGGAAGGGCUCAUUCUAGUGAAGAAAUCUUAGGAAGGCAACAGACCGCCCACCUUCACAGCGUCUGGUUUACUGAUGAAUGGAUGGAAGUUUUUAGGCAUUCAUUCUUGAAAACUUCUCAGGAACUCCCUAAAAUCAUUCUAAUAUUGUCUUUGAUCUGUAUAAUUGGAGCACUUUUGAACCAACACUUGAAAGACUUUCCAAUUCCUCUCCCUGUGAUAUUAUUUUUACUUGGAUGCAGUUUUGAAAUGCUAAGUUUUACAUCUGACAAGGUCCAAGAAUAUGCAGAUGCCAUACAAUGGAUGGAUCCACACUUAUUUUUUAAUCUAUUUACACCGGUAAUUAUCUUUAAUGUUGCAUUUGAUAUGGAUGUUUACCUGUUCCACAAGUUAUUUUGGCAGAUAGUUUUCAUUACAGUUCCUGGCUUUCUGAUUAACUACGCCUUAAUCCUUUGGUAUCUGGCGUCUAUGAAUAAAUUGCUUCUGAAAACCACCCCAUGGUUACUAUUUUCAGCUAUCCUUGUGAGUUUAGAUCCCAUGCUGACUUCAUCUGCUAUAAAAGAUCUGGGUCUUUCUAGAAGCCUCGUCAGUUUAAUAAAUGGAGAAAGUCUGAUGACCUCUGUAAUGUCUUUAAUUACAUUCACUGUUAUUGUGAAUAUUGACCUUAGCUUGCACAAAAAUACAAUCCAGUCUUUAGCCUAUAUCAUUGUGAGAGAAAUUUGGUUACAACUUAUAGUAAGUUUCUUGUUUGGAAUUGUUAGUUCAAAACUGAUUCAACUAUGGCUGUCUACUGUUUUUGGAGAGGAUGUCAAUCAUAUAAGUCUCAGCUUUUCAUUUCUGUACCUCAUCUUCUAUAUUUGUGAGCUAACUGAAAUGUCUGGAAUAUUUACUCUUGUCAUUAUGGGACUUUUUUUUAAUUCUACAAGUUUUAAACCAGGAGUUGAAGCACUUCUUCUUGAACUUCUGGUCUUUCUGUUACUGAGCCCUCUUUUGUCUCGACUUGGUCAUGGUUUCAGCUGGCGCUGGGCAUUCAUAAUGGCCUGGAGUGAAAUGAAAGGGACUCCUAAUAUAAACUUGGCUCUUCUGCUUGCCUACUUUGAAAACUCUCUUGGAUCUGAGAGGGAGAAAUCUCAAAUAUUAUUUCAUGGAGUGUCAGUAUCCUUAAUUACCUUGAUUGUCAAUAGAUUUAUUUUGCCAAUGGCAGUUACUAAACUUGGUCUUCGUGAUGUCACAUCAACAAAGUAUAAAUCACUGUAUUAUACAUUUCAACACUUUCAAGAACUAACCAAAUCUGUAGCCUCUGCACUCAAAUUUGACAAAGAUCUUGCUAAUGCAGAUUGGAACAUAGUUGAGAAAGCAAUUAUACUUCAAAACCCGUAUGCAUUGGGCCAAGGAGAAACAAAAGAACAUCAAAAAGUGAAAUGUCUACACUGUAACAAGGAAAUAGAUGAUAACCUUAACAUUGAAGCAAUGGAGUUGGCCAAUAGACGUCUCUUGUCAACACAAAUAGCGAGCUACCAGAGACAAUACGGGAGUGAGACUCUGUCCCAGAGCGCAGUCCAGGUGCUGGUAGGGGCAGCAGGAAGCUUUGGAGAGAAGACGGUAGAGUAUAUGAAUGCUGAGACAAUAAAGAAUUAUUCUGAAAGCAAAAAAAUUCUUGUCUUUACUAGAAAAGUAUUGCUCAAUUGGGUGUAUAAUACGAAAAAGGAAAAAGGGAUCCCAUCAAGACAUUGCUUUCUUCGUGCAUGCCAUAAAAUAGUAUUUACUGAUGAAUUUGAGUACAUCGGAUACCUUGUCAUACUAAUGAAUAUGUUUCCUCUUAUAAUUUCUUGUAUAUCUGUGUUGAACGAUAUCUAUGAAACAGAAUUAGCAUAUGCUAACUACUCUUUUCUUGCAUUUUAUAUCAUGGAGGCACUACUUAAGAUAGCAGCGAUGAGGAAGGAAUAUUUUUUCCAUGCCUGGAAUCUAUUUGAGCUAACAAUUACGCUAGUUGGCAUCAUAGAUGUAAUUCUGAUUGAGACAAAUCCCAUUAAUUAUUAUAUUUUUGAUUUGGUUCAAACAGUCAUCAUUAUAAAAGUUGUUAGAUUUCUUCGCAUCCUACGCAUUUUGAAGCUUGUAACACCAAGGUUGCUGCAAAUAUUAGAUAAAAGGAUGAGCCAUCAGCUGUCCUUUAGGUAUGCUAUACUAAAAGGAUAUGUCCAAGGCGAAGCAGAUAUAAUGACUAUAAUUGAUAAGAUUGCAAGUUCUAAACAGGUUAAACAGAUGUUAUUAAGGAGGGUAACGAAGAACACAGGACAUGCUAUGAAAGAACUAGGCUACUUAGAGUAUGAUCACCCAGAAAUUGCUGUCAUUAUGAAAACAAAGGAGGAAAUUAAUGUCAUGCUCAGUUUGGCUAAAGAAAUUGUUAAAGUUUUCAGGUUAAAAGGCAUUCUUCAUAAAAUUGAAGGUUCUGAAAUUAACAAGAUAAUUAUGGCCAAAAAAAGAGACAUACUUGAUUUUCAACCUACAUAUGAACCUCUUACUGUUGAUGAAGCACUUUAUCAUAUCCCAUGGCUACAUAAAGACCAAGAACAUAUAAACUUUAUUCAGGAAAGAUCCAGAGUUGUAACAUUUGAUUGUGGAAAUGAUAUAUUUGAAGAAGGUGAUGAGCCUAAAGGAAUUUAUGUAAUUAUUUCAGGCAUGGUAAAGCUUCAAAGAUCAAAGCCAGGUUUGGGAAUUGAUCAAAUAAUCUGGGAGUCAGAGGAGAAAGAUUACCAGAUAACUUAUACAGACUUUGUGAUCAGUGGGGCAGUAAUAGGAGAGCUAAACUGCUUGACUAAUGCACCCAUGAAAUAUUCUGCCACCUGCAAAACAGUAGUAGAGACAUGUUUUAUCCCCAAAAAUUACUUGUAUGAAGCUUUUGAAAAAUUUUGUCCUCACGUUGAAUACAGAAUGUGGCUAAAACUUGGACUUUCUAUUACUGCCAAAAAAAUCAGGGAACAUUUAUCUUAUGAGGAUUGGAAUUACAAGAUGCAAUUAAAACUCAGUAACAUUUAUGUAAAAGAUAUACCAAAGAACACCAAAACUGAUAUAUAUGAUGAAACAGUCAUUUAUGUCAUCCUCAUCCAUGGAGCUGUGGAAGAUUGUCAGUUACGAAAAGCUUAUAAGGCUCCUUUCUUAAUUCCUAUAACAUGUCAUCAGAUACAAGGCACUGAAGAUUUCACAAAGGUAACAAUUGUUCGAACUUCGAUUUAUUCGAAAAGAUUCAGGUGGAAGACUAGAAAGUAUAUAGCGUCACAUAAACCAGCUGAUCCAACAACAUCAGUCUUUUCUGAAGGAGCUGAAUCCAGAACAUGUGAAUAUCCCCUUCCAGAAGACACACAUACUCAAUUUGAAGCAGGUGAAAGUGGAACACAUGAAAAUCUCUCUCAAGAAGAGACAUGCACUCAGAAUCAAGAGCCUACGAAAUCAACUGCUAAGAUCAUGAUGGAUAAGAGCAUCUAUGAGAAUGCCUCGAAUAAGCCUGAAUGGAAGUCUGCUAAAGUCAGACUGGAGUGGAAAGCGCUGACGAAAGAUCACUCGCCAUCUGGUUCUGCAAGGAUUGAGUCGUUAGUCACUGCAGUUGCUGACCUUCAAUACACCCUGAAAGGAGUUCAGGGUGGAGAUCAAGAAUAA